Messenger RNA from Baudoinia panamericana UAMH 10762, 1383 nucleotides. RefSeq lists its product as uncharacterized. Gene Ontology annotation, biological process: transsulfuration. NCBI's taxonomy places the organism in Eukaryota, Fungi, Ascomycota, Dothideomycetes, Mycosphaerellales, Teratosphaeriaceae. The coding region runs from base 1 to 1383 and encodes 460 amino acids. The record is from RefSeq and is a predicted model, not a curated record. The transcript has 4 exons. Gene Ontology annotation, molecular function: transferase activity, transferring alkyl or aryl (other than methyl) groups; pyridoxal phosphate binding.
AUGGGUGGAGAAGACAUCACUCCCAAGUUCGAGACGCUGCAGCUCCAUGCCGGCGCUGAGCCAGACCCAACCACCAAAUCCCGCGCCACACCCAUCUAUGCAACCACCUCCUUCGUCUUCAAUGACUCCGCCCACGGGGCGAGGCUAUUCGGCCUCAAGGAGUUCGGCAACAUCUACUCGCGCAUCAUGAACCCUACCGUCGACGUCCUGGAGAAGCGGAUAGCGGCACUAGAAGGCGGAGUCGCUGCGCUGGCCGCAUCUUCCGGCCAGUCGGCACAGUUCAUGGCCGUUGCUGCGCUGUGUCAUGCCGGCGACAAUAUUGUGUCGACUUCGAACCUGUACGGAGGCACCUAUAACCAGUUCAAGGUUUUCCUGCCUCGUCUGGGCGUCACGACCAAGUUUGUGCAAGGAGACGAUCCACAAGAGUUUAAGAAGUUGAUCGAUGACAAGACGAAGGUGGUAUACGCAGAGACUAUCGGCAACCCGCGAUACAACGUCCCGGAUCUCGAAGCUAUUGUGAAGGUGGCGCACGAGGCCGGGGUGCCGGUGAUGGUGGACAACACAUUUGGCGCUGGUGGGUACUUCUGCCAGCCCAUCAAGCACGGCGCAGAUAUAGUCGUUCAUAGCGCGACCAAAUGGAUUGGCGGACACGGCACAACGAUCGGCGGCGUCGUGGUGGAUGCAGGCAAUUUCGACUGGGGAUCACCAGAGGCUCGGAAACGGUUCCCGCAGAUGACUGAGCCGAGCGACGGAUACCACGGCUUGCGGUUCUGGGAUACUUUCGGUAAGUUGACGUUUAUCAUUCGGUUACGAGUGGAGGUUCUGCGUGAUCUCGGCGCGGCACUCAACCCAUUCGCGGCGCAACAGCUGCUCCUCGGUGUCGAAACACUCAGCUUGCGGUGCGAGAGACAUGCGGAGAAUGCGCUAAAGCUGGCGAAGUGGCUGGAGAAGAACGAGAAUGUAGCGUGGGUGAGCUACCCAGGCUUGGAGUCGCACAAGAGCCACAAGCUAGCGAAGAAGUACCUGCCGCGAGGCUUUGGCGGCGUGCUGUCGUUUGGCGUCAAGGGUGGCGAGAAAGCCGGCAGUCAGGUUGUAGAUAAUUUCAAGCUCAUCUCAAACCUGGCGAAUGUGGGCGAUUCGAAGACGCUGGCGAUUCACCCGUGGACUACUACACAUGAGCAGCUGACGGAGGAGGAGAGGAUAAGCAGUGGCGUGACUGAUGACCUCAUUCGGAUAUCUGUCGGCACGGAGCAUAUUGAUGAUAUCAUCGCAGACUUUGAGCAGUCGUUCAAAGCUUCUGCAACAAAGCCGCAGCAGAAUGGUGCGCCAGAGAAUGGAGAUCAACAAGGUGACCUUGACGCACCGAAGCAGCCGGCUGUGUAG